AUUUUUGAAGAAGCCUGGAACCCAUUUGGACCAUUUCAUAUAUCUUGUCUCUUUCUUGUUCUUCUUUCACUCUCUGAAGUGGGAAUUUCCCUGACAUGACGGGCGCUUAGCUGCAACUUGAGGUGAUGGGGGAAAGUUCCAAACGUCAAACAGUUUUGCCUGAAUCAUUAUGGGCUGAUGAUCCUGUUCAACAAAAGCGCAGCGGUAAAUUUCAUGCCGGGCGAGAUAAUACGACAAGGUCCCUCAUCGACCGCUCAUAUCGCUUUGGAAUUCCAAUAAAAGCGCACAGAAACGCCCCUCCUCUUUCAACUGUGAAGGAGGAACAACCAAAGGCCAAGUACCACAAGUCAUAUAAUGUUGAUCAAGCAGGAUAUGGGAUGAUUGCUUUAAAGGAUGUUGAAGGAUUUCCUGCUUUCCUGAUAAAGAAAUGCCAAAUACCUUCGUCAUGGACUUUCCAAGAGGCUUCGCACAAAAAUCUAGUGUCAUUGACAGACUUCUACACAGAAUCCAGCUUGAUUUGUUUAGUCCAUGAGUAUGUGCAUCUGGCUAUUCCACUAGGCGGCUUGGCAGGGAUCGUGGAUUUCAGUGAGGCGGAUAUAGCCACUGUGUGCAGGGAGAUUCUAGAUGGUCUCAUUUAUAUUCAUUCCAAACUCAGCAUAUCACACGGUUCAGUUGACUGCAGCAAUGUCCUCCUAAAUGAGAAAGGAGAGAUACAAUUGGCAAAUAUUAGGGACAAUUGCGCUAUCAAGUCCAGCUCGUGGUUUCAUAGAA
This is a messenger RNA of Aspergillus glaucus CBS 516.65, 771 nucleotides long. RefSeq lists its product as uncharacterized. The annotation marks the transcript as partial. The record is from RefSeq and is a predicted model, not a curated record. Gene Ontology annotation, molecular function: protein kinase activity; ATP binding. Gene Ontology annotation, biological process: protein phosphorylation. The transcript is spliced from 3 exons. Lineage: Eukaryota; Fungi; Ascomycota; Eurotiomycetes; Eurotiales; Aspergillaceae.